CAAGCUCUCACUGACGCAGAGCGCGACGCCAUGCGCACGUUCUUUGAAGGAAAAAAGCAAGAAUCCUUACUGUUUGGACAAUUCAAAAGAGAGAAUGCUAACGCGGUGCACAAUGGGUUGAUGGCUCAUCGACAGUUCAGUACAACGAUCAUUGCGGUUGCGAAUACCUUUACUUCCUUUUUGCGGGAC
Messenger RNA from Amoebophrya sp. A25, 189 nucleotides. The record is from the annotation of a GenBank genome assembly. Lineage: Eukaryota; Dinophyceae; Syndiniales; Amoebophryaceae.